AUGGACGUGAUAACACUAUCUUCCUCUGACGAUGAAAGCUCAUCUUACAAACAACCGAGGAAACGAAUAAAAUUGCAAACACUUCCAUCGAAAACAAUCUGCCUGGACUCAUCAGACGACGAACCGUCGCAGUCCCAUCUAGUAUCCAAAGAAAACGGCAUUACCAAAUGUGAACCUGGAGCAGAAUGUGACAACUCCAUUAAUUCGGGUCGUGAAGAAGUAGGCCAUGGUAUUGCAGAAUCGGCGCCAAUUCCCUUAGAAAGUACCGAACCUAAAACUGAUAGUGCAGACGUAAUUGAAGAAAAGCUGACGAGGUUCUUCGAUAAGUGCUUCAAGACUGUAACGCGAUCGGAUCAUAAAGAACUUUUUAUUCAAGUCAUUCCCAAAGUGAAAGCCUACUACGACAAGCUAAAAAGACUGAAGUGUAAUUUAAAAGAUUUUGAGUGUGUGCUCGAUAGGGAUACAAACGUCGAAUACGAUGCCCGGACCGCGUCGUCGAGGUUCGAUCAAAUCUUCCAAUUUCUGAAGGGGAAGAUUAACGAAUUGGAAAACACGAUCGUCAUUCAAGGACCGAAAAAGCAGCACCUGAAAAAGCUGGAGAAGGCCCUCAGGUUGGUCAAUCGUAGGAUAGCGAAGCUCGACAAUGCGGAGGUGAACUUCGACGACGAAGAGAACUCUCACUAUCUGCAGGCAGCCAAGUACAAAGAGAGGGCGACGAAGAUCUUUAGGAAAAUUUGCGAGAUCCGCAAGGAGGAUCCGAACAUGGAUCGUCCACUGUAUACGAAAAUUAAUUUUACCAAGUCGAAAUUUCCGGAAUUCAAUCGGGUCAUUAAUAAACGAUUUAGGGACUUUCUUCAGUUUCCGACGUAUUACGAUAUGGAUCAGUGCCUUCGAAAGUGCGUCGCCGAUAAGGGUAUGCAAGUUCGCGAGGAGGAACUCAAAUCGGAGGUAAAGUUUUGCUUCGAGAAAUUGGGGUUGUCUAUGAAACAGAAGCGCUCGUUGGACUUGUACGAUUCGCACAGUGAUUUUAUUGCCGGAACCGAGGAUCCCGCACAAAAUAACGAGGAAGUUACUAACAGAUUACGCGAGAACUAUAGAAAUGGUAGCAAAAGAAUGGAGGAGGUGCUCGAGAAAUAUACGCGGAUGCAAGAGAGUGGUGUUAAUCCCGAUGUUAGUUCAGAUAGUGACGAUAGUAAUAUUGAUAGCAAUUAA
Messenger RNA from Photinus pyralis (common eastern firefly), 1212 nucleotides. RefSeq lists its product as uncharacterized. The record is from RefSeq and is a predicted model, not a curated record. NCBI's taxonomy places the organism in Eukaryota, Metazoa, Arthropoda, Insecta, Coleoptera, Lampyridae. Gene Ontology annotation, molecular function: histone binding. The transcript has a single exon. The coding region runs from base 1 to 1212 and encodes 403 amino acids.